Gregarina niphandrodes is the source of this 522-nucleotide messenger RNA. RefSeq lists its product as hypothetical. Lineage: Eukaryota; Apicomplexa; Conoidasida; Eugregarinorida; Gregarinidae. The record is from RefSeq and is a predicted model, not a curated record. The transcript has a single exon. Bases 1 to 522 code for a protein of 173 amino acids.
AUGGGGGUUGACAAGUUGGCCGUGACCUGUCCCCCGCAGUUGCAGCGGUCGGGCGAGACGGAGCAACAAACCGCGGUGCAGGAACAGAAGCCGGCGCAAAACGUGACGGUGCAAAGUACGGUGCUGGAGGAGAAUGGGGCGUUGAAGAAUGCGGCGGUGGGGAAUGAGAGCAUGACGGACCAGGCCAAGUUCGGUCCGAUGGCUCGUGGGAACAAGCGGGAGGUGCUUCGGAGUUUGUCACCGGAUCUCGAUCUGGCCUUGCUGGUUCGGUUAGAGCCUGAGAUCUACGUGGCGCUACAGUGCGAUUCGCACGACUCCAAGCUACUCCUGCGGCGCCGGUCCGAUGCCUUUGUCCAAGCCCAUGGACUCAACCCCGUGGUGGCCAGUGGCUUGGUGAAAAAGUGUCUGAUUAUGAUGCGGAAAAAAGACACUCUCUCGGAAAAGAAAAUGCUCGGUACCGUCCGACUCAAGUCUACAGCACUGCUCCAGUACUGCGUCGUAGACAUCAUAUCCCUUUUUUAA